CCGCCACCAUUUUUGAAAGCAAAGACAGAAAUCGUAUAGGUUAAAGAAGACGUGGAAAAAGUUUUUAUUUGUUCAGAAUUUUUUUGUAUAUCUACGGUUGUACAUUUAUUAAAAUGAGCAAUACCGCAGUAUUAAAAGACAAUACUUCAUUAGUUAAUCAGAAUGGGACAAGUUCUCAAGAUGUAGUUAAGCCUCGGCCACAAAGAGUUGUUUCUGAGAAAAUAUCAGCUGAUAAAGAAAAUAAAAAUGCUGCAUCACCUGCUGAUGAAUGUAAAAAGAGCUGGUCUCUUGCAGAUUUUGAUAUUGGAAAACCGCUAGGUAGAGGAAAAUUUGGUAGUGUGUACUUGGCACGAGAGAAAAGAAGUAAAUUCAUCGUUGCUCUGAAGGUGUUAUUUAAAUCUCAACUAAUGAAAUCAUGUGUUGAGCAUCAGCUGCGUCGUGAAAUUGAGAUUCAGUCUCACUUAAAGCACACUCACAUAUUAAGGUUGUAUGGAUAUUUUUACGAUUCAAAAAGAGUAUUCCUGAUAUUAGAAUUUGCACCUCAAGGUGAACUAUAUAAACAAUUAACAAAAGUUGGUCGCUUUGAAGAAGAGCGUGCUGCCACUUACAUCUCUCAACUCGCGUCUGCAUUGGAAUAUUGCCACUCUAAAAAAGUUAUACACCGUGAUAUUAAACCAGAAAAUUUACUCCUUGGCAUGAAGGGAGAACUAAAAAUCUCUGAUUUUGGUUGGUCUGUGCAUGCUCCAUCAUCAAGACGUACAACACUUUGUGGGACAUUGGAUUACCUUCCACCAGAGAUGAUCGAAGGAAAGAUGCACGACGAAAAAGUGGACUUGUGGAGUAUCGGUGUGUUAUGUUACGAAUUUUUAGUUGGAAAGCCUCCAUUCGAGACUGAAAGUCAUGACGAAACUUAUAAGCUAAUUUCCCAGGUAAAAUAUUCAUGUCCUUCUCACAUGAGCAGUGGAGCAAAAGAUUUGAUAUCCAAGUUACUACGUCACAAACCGGAAGAUAGAUUAGCUUUAACAGACAUACUACAACAUGAGUGGAUUCAAAAGAAUUCUACCAUGUUUAAACAUAAACGAGGACAGAGCUCAAGCAGUUAUGGUAAACCCGGGAAAGUUUAGACGAUGCACGAAGAACGGUUUUCAGCGUUUUGCAAUGCAGAUUUCUGGACUUUUAUAUUGACCCUGAUGGAAGUUGGGUGGAAGAAAGAAUGUCAACUUUAUUUAACGAUAAGAUUUCUCUCUACUCACAACUAUCUUAUAAAUUAUUCAUUUUUGUUGGACUGUCCGCUUGAUUGUAGUCAUGUCACUUUUUUUUCCAAAGUCAUCCAAUGAUCCUCGUAUCCUUUUCUGACAGUGAAAAAAUGACUUGACGUUAUUGAUGCUUUGUAUUUUUUCUGGCAUGUUUUAUGUAAAUAUUUUGUUAUUAGAAAUGUUUUUACACGGA
This is a messenger RNA of Hydractinia symbiolongicarpus, 1449 nucleotides long. Its product is annotated as aurora kinase C-like. Lineage: Eukaryota; Metazoa; Cnidaria; Hydrozoa; Anthoathecata; Hydractiniidae. Bases 114 to 1124 code for a protein of 336 amino acids. The transcript has 12 exons. Gene Ontology annotation, cellular component: spindle pole centrosome; spindle midzone; spindle microtubule. Gene Ontology annotation, molecular function: ATP binding; protein kinase activity. The record is from RefSeq and is a predicted model, not a curated record. Gene Ontology annotation, biological process: mitotic spindle organization; protein phosphorylation; regulation of cytokinesis.